Molecule: messenger RNA, 1087 nt
Organism: Glycine soja
Lineage: Eukaryota; Viridiplantae; Streptophyta; Magnoliopsida; Fabales; Fabaceae
Product: tubulin-folding cofactor A-like
Exons: 4
Coding region: 166-507 (113 amino acids)
Biological process (GO): post-chaperonin tubulin folding pathway; tubulin complex assembly
Cellular component (GO): microtubule cytoskeleton; cytosol
Molecular function (GO): beta-tubulin binding
Source: RefSeq, a predicted model, not a curated record
CAAGAUUCUUGGUAACACAACGGAACUUGUGAUUAAACGGUGCGUUUUAGUAAGAGGAAGGUCCUCUUCAAUCUUGUCUUUUUCAUCGUGGAUCUGCGCUAGGGCUCCGUAAUCAGACACCUUUUUCCUCUUACUUCAUUUAACCUCACAACAAUCAAGUUUUGAAUGGCAACUGUGAGAAGUCUGAAGAUCAAGACAAGUACCUGCAAACGUAUAGUGAAGGAGCUGCAUUCUUAUGAGAAGGAAGUUGAGAGAGAAGCUGCCAAAACAGCUGAUAUGACGGAAAAAGGAGCUGACCCCCAUGAUCUCAAGCAACAGGAAAAUGUGUUGGCAGAGUCUAGGAUGAUGAUUCCUGACUGCCGCAAGCGCCUUGAGGCCGCUUUGGCAGACUUGAAAGGAAUAUUGGCUGAGUUGGAGGAGUCAGAUGAGAAGGCCAGUCUUGAGAUUGAUGAAGCUAAGAACACCAUUGUAGAAGUUGAAAAAGUAUUUGAAACAACAGAAGAUUAACAAGGUUGUUUGAUUAGUGAUCUUGAUGGAGGAUAUUGGACCUGAAUUAUAUAUUUUCCUGGUCACAAAACAAUCAUACAGUCUUCUUGUUCCAUGUGCCCUCUCUUCCACCGUUUAAUUCUGUGCUUUUAUAGAACAUCUGAAAAUGAAUGAUUAUGGCAUUGGUCUACUUCUCUAGGCUUGCAAACACGGUAUCAAUUUAUCAAAGUUUUUACAUCCAAAUUUCUCUAAUUUUAUGUGGUAUGCGGUAUGCCACCUAAAGAUCAUUAAGUCAGUAAUUUCGGCAGUGAUUGUGUGUUUGUAGAGAAAGGAGGUUAUGAAAAUUAGAUGAUUAAUACAAGGGUAUUAUUGUCUAUAAACUUAUAUAAAUUUGUUGAACUUCUAGACUAGUUAUUUUUCUGUUGAUCCAUCGUUAUGUAUUUUUAUUUUAGUUAUAAGGAAAACCAAACACAAAAAGAAAGUUUGGUAGAUUGAUAAAAGGAAAAUCAAAUCUAUGUUUUCAGUCUGCAUUUGUAUUCGAUGCAUUCCUGUAGUAGUUGCUGAUGUCAUUAUCAUCACUCAUCAGUACUUGUUGCAGCAA